AACUUGGGGCUGAUCAUUGGUUAUCACAUUCAUCUAGUAACGACAGAGAAUCAAUUCGCCUUUCGGUAAUCACAGCAAAACAGGUGCUCGCAGAGUCUAAAAUCCCAUGGGAACGAUGUUUUGUUUCCCAUAAAGUUAUACAUGUCCCGUACAAAGAUGGCAAGGAAGAAACAAAGAAAAGGAAAAAGAGGAGGAAGAGCAAAAAGCGACGAGAUGCUGAGAAGCGGGGUGAUCUGACAGAGGGCGCACAAUCAAAUAAUAUUAGUUUGGGCCCAUUUGGAACUUGGCCAAAGACUGCAGUAAGCAUUGUUGGAAUAGUGUUAGGAUCGAUAAUAUUGAUCGCAGUGUAUUUAUUAUACCGACGUUCACAUCCAGCUUCAAAAUACCUUGACGCUUCAGAGGCGCCAUUCAAGCGCAACGAAUCUUCUUUGAACACUGAGAAAACAAUCGACAGGUCGGCUGCGAAUAACGAAGUUCGUCGGUCGGUUUCCGAACUUGGGUCAGGGUUGUCUGGAGAUGUCCCAGUCGUCCCCGAUGUAUACGACACUUCUCAAGAGACACGUAUAAAGUCUCCCACAGUACCACAUUCCAAUACACGUCGGGGACAACCAUUCCGGAGCCGUCCCGUGAACUAUGAAGCUGACGAUAGUAAAGUGGAUAGAAGAGGAUCAACGUCAAAACGCGGAGCCGAUGAUGAUAGAGUGAAUAGAAAAGUAUCAAGGGCAAAACGCGAGCCCAUGAUAUCCCACAGGCGAAAGGCAAUGACAUCAUAUAAAGUGGACUUGACUCGACACCUGUCAAACGAGUUCAAGUGUUUGUAUGAAGAACCAUUCAAUACGGAUGUUACUGUUCAAGUUGGAGAAGAAGGACACUCGAAGAUCUUCCACGCACACUGGUUGAUUUUAUGCGCAC
Molecule: messenger RNA, 912 nt
Organism: Paraglomus brasilianum
Lineage: Eukaryota; Fungi; Glomeromycota; Glomeromycetes; Paraglomerales; Paraglomeraceae
Source: the annotation of a GenBank genome assembly